Molecule: messenger RNA, 261 nt
Organism: Parnassius mnemosyne (clouded apollo)
Lineage: Eukaryota; Metazoa; Arthropoda; Insecta; Lepidoptera; Papilionidae
Source: the annotation of a GenBank genome assembly
AUGUUUUUGGCUCUGGUUACCGAGUGUCCAUCACAACAGUUCACUGGCCGGAUAUUGUGUGCAGACGUUCAAAUAGAUACAUUCAACGACCAUGAAGAAGUAACAAGUAACAAAGAUACGUUGAACACUAAAGGAUGGGAUUUAAUUUUAAUUAAUUUAAUUUUAAUUCCAACACAGAUUUUUGAAUUAUUAAAAAGACAGUUAAAUUACACUGUUUCCAAAUUUGGAGUAUUUUUUUUCCUCGUAAGUUCUACAAUGUAA